Messenger RNA from Auxenochlorella protothecoides, 1422 nucleotides. Its product is annotated as 6-phosphogluconate dehydrogenase, decarboxylating. Gene Ontology annotation, molecular function: NADP binding; phosphogluconate dehydrogenase (decarboxylating) activity. The record is from RefSeq and is a predicted model, not a curated record. The transcript is spliced from 5 exons. NCBI's taxonomy places the organism in Eukaryota, Viridiplantae, Chlorophyta, Trebouxiophyceae, Chlorellales, Chlorellaceae. Gene Ontology annotation, cellular component: cytosol. Gene Ontology annotation, biological process: pentose-phosphate shunt; pentose-phosphate shunt, oxidative branch. Bases 1 to 1422 code for a protein of 473 amino acids.
AUGGCUUCCCCUACCGCCCAGUCGGAGGUCGGGCUCAUCGGCCUCGCGGUCAUGGGCCAGAAUCUGGCCCUGAAUGUGGCGGAGAAGGGCUUCCACAUCUCCGUGUACAACCGAUCUGGGGACAAGACGGACGCCGCCGUGUCCCGGGCCGGGAAGGAGGGCGUGGGCGAGCGCCUGCAUGGGUACAAGGAGCUCAAGGACUUUGUGGCCUCCCUCAAGCGCCCCAGGCGCGUGAUCAUUCUGGUGAAGGCGGGCGCCCCCGUGGACGCAACCAUCAAGCAGCUGACGCAGUUCUUGGAGCCCGGCGACAUCAUCAUCGACGGCGGGAACGAGUGGUACGAGAACACGGAGCGGCGCCAGGCGGAGCUGGCGGCCCUGGGCAUCCACCACAUCGGCAUGGGGGUGUCCGGCGGCGAGGAGGGCGCGCGCAACGGCCCCGCCAUGAUGCCUGGCGGCGACGAGGGCGCCUACUCCCACCUCCGACCCGUGGUGGAGCGCGUGGCGGCGCAGACCGACGACGGCCCCUGCGUGACCUACAUCGGGCCCGGGGGCGCUGGGAACUACGUGAAGAUGGUGCACAACGGCAUCGAGUACGGCGACAUGCAGCUGAUCGCGGAGGCGUACGACGUGCUGCGCACCGUGGGUGGGCUGAGCAACGAGGAGCUGGCGGCCACCUUUGUGGAGUGGAACGGCGGCGAGCUGGAAUCCUUCCUGGUCAUGAUCACCAGCCUCAUCUUCUCCGUGCGCGACACCGAGGGCGAGGGCUUCCUGCUGGACAAGAUCCUGGACAAGACGGGGAUGAAGGGGACGGGGAAGUGGACCAUCCAGCAGGCCGCGGAGCUGAGCGUGGCCGCGCCCACCAUGGCCGCCGCGCUGGACGCGCGCUUCCUGUCGGGGCUCAAGGACGAGCGCGCGGCGCUGGUGGCCGAUGUGCGCGAGGCACUGUACGCCGCCAAGAUCUGCUCCUACGCACAGGGCUACAACAUCAUCCGCGCCAAGAGCAUGGAGAAGGGCUGGGGCAUCGAGCUGGCAGACCUGGGCCGCAUCUGGAAGGGCGGCUGCAUCAUCCGCGCCGCGUUCCUGGACCGGAUCAAGGUGGCCUACCAGCGCAACCCCGACCUGCCCAACCUCCUGGUGGACCCCGACUUUGCCGCCGAGCUGGCGCGGAAGCAGGACGCCUGGCGCCGCGUGGUGGCCGUGGCCGUGGGCGCCGGCAUUGGCAUCCCCGGCAUCACCGGCUCCCUGGGCUACUUUGACUCCUACCGCCGCGGCCGCCUGCCCGCCAACCUGGUCCAGGCGCAGCGCGACUUCUUCGGCUCCCACACCUACGAGCGUGUGGACCGGCCGGGGUGGACGCACACCGUGUGGGACGCGUCCUUUGGCUCCGCGGACAGCAUCACCACCUCCGGAUACAACAACUGA